Messenger RNA from Hydra vulgaris (swiftwater hydra), 1200 nucleotides. Lineage: Eukaryota; Metazoa; Cnidaria; Hydrozoa; Anthoathecata; Hydridae. The record is from RefSeq and is a predicted model, not a curated record.
AUGGAUGGACCGGCUGGUAGUGGAAAAACGUUUACAUAUAAUUAUUUGAUUGCUGAAACCAGAAGUAGAGGUAUUAAAUCUGCUACAGCUGCAUGGACUGGCAUAGCAGUAACUCUUCUUACAAAUGGAUCUACAUUGCAUGGCUUAUUCAAACUUCCUGUUCCAAUAUUAGAUAACAGCACAUGUAAUGUAACUCCAAACUCUAUACAUGGACACUUUUUAAGUCAGGCUAGUUUGUUUUUGCUUGAUGAAACAUCCAUGAUACCCAAACAUGCAUUGAAUGCAAUUGAUAGGUUAUUAAAAGAUGUUUGCAACAACAACUUUCCAUUUGAAGGAAAAGUCAUUCUUUUUGGAGGCGACUUUAGACAAAUACUGCCUGUUGUGAAAAGAGAACAACCAGCUGAAGUCGUAGAAGCAUGUAUAAAAUGUUCUUUACAUUGGCAAUGGGUGCAGAAGUUUAAGUUAACAGAAAGUAUGAGAGUACAUGAUGGGGAAAGGGAAUUUUCAAAUUGGCUGUUGAGACUUGGUAGUGGAACUAUAUUUGGAGAUGCCGAACAAGACGGUUAUGCUAAACGUGUCAUUUUGACACCAACUAAUGUGGAUUCACUAUCAAUCAAUGAGGAAGUGCUUCAACGUCUACCGGGUGAGGUCAAAACUUAUUUAAGUGCUGAUCAAGUUGAGACUGACAAUCUUAAUGAAAGAAAUAACUUUCCUGUUGAGUUUUUAAAUAGCUUAAUUCCCUCAGAUUUCAAAGCUGGGUUAUGCAAUGGCACUCGAAUGAAAGUUUGUGCUCUUCAAAAUAAUUAUAUUGAUGCAGAGGUUUUGACAGGUGUUUCUGCUGGUAAACGGGUAUUUGUACCUCGAAUUCAUUUGGCUCCGUCAGAUUCUAAUUUACCUUUUGUUCUAAAACGUCGCCAGUUUCCUGUCAGAUUGGCAUAUUCAAUGACAAUUAAUAAAAGUCAAGGUCAAACAUUUGAUAGAGUUGGUGUAUAUCUAAAGAAACCGUGUUUCACUCAUGUAAUUAUAUUUGUCUUUAUACAUGUUUGUAAUUGUUAUAUGUGUUAUGUAAGUGUUAUAUUUAUUUUAUGUGUUAGUUGUUAUUUAAAUUGUUCAUGUAAUACUUGGGCUAUAUGUGUUAUCAAGGUUAUGUGUUUAGGACACCAUGUGACGUAUUUAUGCGAUACAGGAGAACACAAAUAA